AUGACUCGUUUAUACCAGUUUCUCUACGAUGAAUUGAGCAAUGAUAACCGAUAUAUGGAAUGGCCACUUGUUUUCGUGCCUGAUUCGCCUUCAUCAGAAAAGACUGAUUUAUGUGCUGGUCACUUUUUGUUUAUUAAUGAAGUAGCGUGGGAUGAUUCAACACAUUUAUUGCCUGAACACAAUUUUAUCAAAGCAUUGUAUCCAGAUCUGGAAACUUUUUUCAAACAUGUAUUACAAAUACCGUCGAUACCAAAUGUAAAAUGUUACAUAGGAUUAUUAGAAAAGUAUUCAAAAGAAAAUAUAACUGAUCAGCAAACAGAGAAUGUAUGGAAAAUAUUCGAAAACUUAAAUGAUGAAGAUAAUGACAGCAUUAUUAAAUUAUUUCGACAUCGAUCUCUUAUACCAAGUAUGACAAAAUGCGAAUGGAUAAAACUUGAUGAUGAACCAUAUAUUCCCGAUGACAAAAUUGUGGCACAAUUAUUUGAAUUAGAACGAUUGCCAAUAAUUAAAUUGCCUGAAUACGGUUUAACAACAAAUGGACGAAAAUUUCUUGAUAAACUUCAAUGCAAAAAUUUCUCUGAAGUAUUAAAAUCAAAUGUAAAUGUUACAAAUGAAAAACUGUUCGAUGAUGUACAACAAUUUUAUAUAAAAACUUUACCAUUUGUUUCUAAUUAUUUAUACAAUGAGACAGACAUGUUUGAUGAAUCAUAUGACAAACGAAAAUUACGUGAAAUAUUUUUGCAAAUGAAAUUUUUCAGUGUUGAUAGUGUUCAAGAGACAUAUAGAUACAAACAUAUAUCAUUUGAUCAUGCUUAUCAUUGUUAUCUUGAUGAAAAAUCUAAAAAAUUUUAUUUAUUAAACACACAUCGUUAUUCACACAGUAUUGAUACAAUGAUAAAAUUUAUUAUUGACGAUGCUGUUAAAGAAUGUCAUCAUAAACGAAAUAAGCUGGAUAAAUAUUACAAAAAGUUAUUAGUAGCUUAUUCAAGAAAUCAAUUAGAACAAAAUAUGAUGAAUGAUAAUGAUCCAUCAAAACCAAUAUGGAUAAUAGAUAUCAACAGUAAGGAAAACGAUGACAAUGAAGAUAAAACUAAUGUAGUAGAAAAUAUCAAUAAUCACGAUACAGACCAGAAUAUUUUCAAUGAUCCAGUACUAGCUGAUAAAAUACUUAAUGAAGAAAAACUUCUAAUACCAAAAUCGAAGUCAAAUCAGAAAAAAACUUAUCAACAGUCUGAUAUCAAUACUUCGAAUUCUGAUAUCAAUAUGGUUGAAAAAACAAGCAAGUCAACAAAGGAUAAUAAUAUAAGCAACGAUGAUCAGUCCACAAACAAUUUACGAAAAGAACAUCAUCGAACAGAUACCGCCUUGAAUUUCAUACCGAAGAAACAAAAUAUAGUCCAGUUUAAACAUGUUGAUCUCAACAAUCCAAAGAUAUCGGAUGAGGAUGAUUUAGCAGAAAAUUCUAACGAAGAUAUGGACGAAGAAAGUCUUCUAAAAAUUGGACGCACAGGAGAAAAAUGGAUAUAUAGAUAUUUAAAAGAUUUAUAUCAUCUUAAUGAAAAUGUAUCGAUAAAAUGGCUGAAUGAAAAUUGUGAAACAGGAUUACCUUACGAUAUUGAAAUUAAUUUUAUUGACAAAUCUCAAGAUACUCAACGAAUUGAAGUAAAAACAACGUCAAAACAUGUUGAUAAUUAUCAGUUUUCAAUAUCAAUACAAGAAGUUGAAGAGAUAUUGCGAUAUCCUAACACCUAUUACAUAUAUCGAGUCAAUUUGAAUAAUCGUUCAUUGACAAUUAUAGAUAAUAUUACACAGAAUUUAUCCGAUAAACGACAACUGCAAUUGAAAAUGAAUGUUUUAACAUCGGAUGAUUUAAAUGAGAAAAAAUAA
This is a messenger RNA of Rotaria sp. Silwood2, 1887 nucleotides long. Lineage: Eukaryota; Metazoa; Rotifera; Eurotatoria; Philodinida; Philodinidae. The record is from the annotation of a GenBank genome assembly.